Molecule: messenger RNA, 3555 nt
Organism: Plectropomus leopardus (leopard coralgrouper)
Lineage: Eukaryota; Metazoa; Chordata; Actinopteri; Perciformes; Serranidae
Gene: piwil2
Product: piwi-like RNA-mediated gene silencing 2
Molecular function (GO): protein binding; RNA binding
Source: RefSeq, a predicted model, not a curated record
AUAUAAAGUUGACCAAAUGGACCCAAAGAAGCCUCCUGACCUCAGUGGUAUGACGGGCGUUCCCUGGCUGGGACGCGGAGCAGGACUACAGCCUCAGGAGCCGGCUGUAGGACGUGGUAGAGGACUGCAGCUCUCUACAGAAGGGCCCACUAUAGGACGAGCCAGGGGUCUCCUCACUCCUGGCGAUACCCCACAAGGACCAGGAGUAACUCUACACAUUGCUGAACCUGUGGCUGGACGAGCUAGAGGGCUGCUGAUGCAGCCUGAUCAUGGAGGAGUUGGCCGAGCGAGAGGAAUGCUUUUCCCAGCGGCUGAACCAAAGGUUGGAGUAGCAAGAGGUGCAAUUCUGCCGAGUCUGGAGCCAAAACACAAACAGAUGCCUCUACGUGAAACGACAACGCGAGACCAAACAGAGGAGACCUCUGUUUUGACAGCCAAAAAGGCUGACAUGACUACUCAUGGUCAAGGAUCUACACUGGUCUCAAUGUUUAGAGGAAUGGGCAUCGAGCCCUCAUGGGGAAGAGGAGCACCGCCACUGGGAAGAGGAGCAGCUGGAGAUUCUGGUGAUCUGAAGCUGAAAGGUGUCUUCAGAAGGCCAGAAAGCAUGGGCCUACCUGAGGAGGUGAUGGGCAGAGGCAGCAGUUUCCAUAGCCGAGGUUUGCCCCCUCAGACGAUGACGGGACUUGUAAGAACAGCAAUGCCUCACCUUGGAGGAGGCAGAGGACGCGCACUACCUCUUCCUAUUUCUCCAGGUCGUGUCCAUUCUGUGUCUCCAGCCCCUGAGCAACAGGCAGCCCUACACACUCAGACUUCCCACACAGGAACCGUGCAGCUGGUGCCCACCACUAAGGAGGCGCUGGAGCUUCCUGCUGUUGCACCAGAGAAAAAAGAGCUGCAAAUGGAGACAGUCCGUGAGCCACUAAAUAAAGCUGGAACAAAAGGAGCUCCUAUAAAUAUUUGCUCAAACUACAUCCCCAUUCAUUGCAAGAAUGAAGCUGUGUAUCAGUACCAUGUUACAUUCACUCCAAAUGUUGAAUCAAUGGCAAUGCGCUUUGGCAUGAUGAAAGAUCACCGCUCGGCCACAGGGGAAGUCGUAGCUUUUGAUGGCUCCAUACUCUUCCUGCCUGUCAAGCUAAAAGACGUGGUUGUUCUCAAGAGUUUGAGACGAACCGAUAAUGAGGAAAUACAAAUCAAAAUCCAGAUGACGAAGAUUUUGCCACCCAACUCGGAUCUAUGCAUCCCAUUCUACAAUGUCGUGCUCAGGAGGGUCAUGAAAAUCAUCGGGCUGAAGAUAGUGGGUCGAAAUCAUUACGAUCCAGAAAGCGCAGUCAUUCUUGGAAAACAUCGACUGCAAGUGUGGCCAGGUUACUCAACCAGUAUCAAGCGCACAGACGGAGGCCUGUACCUGAAUGUGGAUGUGACUCACAAAGUCCUGCGGAAUGACUCUGUGCUGGAUGUCAUGAACAUGCUGUACCAUCAGAGCAAACAGAACUUCCAGGACGAAUGCACCAAAGAGCUCAUCGGCAGCAUCGUCAUCACCCGCUACAACAACCGCACCUACCGCAUCGAUGGCAUCGAGUGGAACAAGUCCCCAAAGGACACCUUCACUUUGAUGGAUGGCACGCAAACCACUUUUGUGGAAUACUACAGCAAGAACUAUGGGAUUACAAUCAAAGAGAUGGACCAACCUCUGCUCAUGCAUCGGCCAAAGGAGAGGGCCAAGCCAGGAGGAAAGCAAAUUAUUACUGGAGAGAUCCUUUUAGUACCAGAGCUUUCCUUUAUGACAGGAAUCCCAGAGAAAAUGAGGAAGGACUUCAGAGCUAUGAAGGAUCUGACCAUGCACAUCAAUGUGAGCGCUGAGCAGCACACCCACUCAAUAAAACAACUUCUGAAGAACAUCAGCACCAACCCGGAGAGUCUGAAGGAGCUCAGCCGAUGGGGACUGGCCAUUGAGUCAGAUAUCCUGGUGACUAAAGGUAGAACUCUGCCGGUGGAGACCAUCUGUCUGCAGUCGUCAUCCUUUACCACCAGUGCUGAUGUGUCCUGGUCCAGAGAGGUUUGCAGGGAUCCUUCGAUCAGCUCUAUCCCAAUGAAGAUCUGGGCCAUCUUCUUCCCCCGCCGCUGUGCAGAGCAGGCGGAGGAGCUUGUUUCCACCUUUAACAAGGUGGCCGUGCCCAUUGGGAUGCGACUGGAGCGACCCAUUCGUGUGGAGCUGAGGGACGAUCGCACCGAGACUUAUGUCAAGAGCAUCCACUCUCAGCUCACCAGUGAGCCCAAUUUGCAACUGGUAGUGUGCAUCAUGGUCGGCAACAGAGACGAUCUCUACAGUGCCAUCAAGAAGCUCUGCUGUGUUAAAAGUCCCAUCCCAUCCCAGGCCAUCAAUGUCCGGACAAUAUCCCAGCCGCAGAAACUGAAGAGUGUUGCGCAAAAAAUACUGCUGCAGAUGAACAGCAAGUUGGGCGGAGAACUGUGGACUGUCAACGUCCCUCUGAAAAACUUGAUGGUGGUUGGAGUUGACGUCCACCAUGACACCAGCAAGGCACAUCAGUCAGUCAUGGGCUUUGUCGCAAGUGUGAACAGCUCACUGACCCGCUGGUACUCCAGAGUGACUUUCCAGACGCCCACUGAGGAACUGAUCGAUGGCUUCAGAGUUUGCUUACUGGCUGCACUGCAGAAGUACUAUGAGGUGAACCACAACUUGCCAGAGAAGAUUGUGGUGUAUCGGGAUGGUGUGUCAGACAGCCAGUUGAAGAUGGUGGAGCAGUACGAGAUCCCACAGUUGAUCAAAUGUUUUGAGACGUUCCCCAGCUAUGAGCCCAAGCUGGUCUUCAUUGUGGUCCAAAAGCGCAUCAGCACCACCCUCUACGCCUGUGCAGCGCAGAGCUUUGGCACACCUCCUCCCGGGACAGUUCUGGAUCACACCCUCACCCAGAGUGACUGGGUGGACUUCUAUCUGAUGGCACAUCACAUUCGACAGGGCUGUGGACUUCCUACACACUACAUCUCUCUGUACAACACGGCAAACCUCCCACCUGACCAUUUGCAAAGGCUGACUUUCAAGAUGUGCCAUUUGUACUGGAACUGGCCGGGCACCAUUCGCGUUCCAGCACCAUGCAAGUAUGCCCACAAACUGGCUUUCCUGUCUGGCCAGUACCUGCACUCAGAGCCGGCCAUCCAGCUAUCAGACAGGCUCUUCUUCCUCUGACCUGGACCAGUUACAACCAUAAGCAAACUGCUCUCGUCACAGCAAAACCAGCUGUGAGGAAAAAGAACUGAAACACCCAAAUGACGAACAACUCAUUGAAAUUAAUGAGGGAUUCAUUAUUAAAAUGUCUCUAGAGUAUACUGUAGAUUUUCACCCAGGAUCACCAUAUGGAUCAAGCCUUUAAUUGUUUCUGAGAAGGCUGCCCUACCUCACACCUUGAUUAAAGCUAACCCUUUUCGCAGGGUUUACACCGUAUUGCAUUACAGCAAAAAAUUGUGUUGCACAUUCAUAUAUUUUAAUUUCAAGACUAAUAAGGAGAAGGAAAACGGUUAAGUUUUAAGUGAAUAUUG